This is a messenger RNA of Tigriopus californicus, 1459 nucleotides long. RefSeq lists its product as uncharacterized. Bases 206 to 1297 code for a protein of 363 amino acids. Gene Ontology annotation, molecular function: oxidoreductase activity, acting on paired donors, with oxidation of a pair of donors resulting in the reduction of molecular oxygen to two molecules of water. Gene Ontology annotation, biological process: lipid metabolic process. Gene Ontology annotation, cellular component: membrane. The transcript has 5 exons. Lineage: Eukaryota; Metazoa; Arthropoda; Copepoda; Harpacticoida; Harpacticidae. The record is from RefSeq and is a predicted model, not a curated record.
AAGAGAAAGAGAGAGAGCAAGAAAAAGUGAAGAAGUGGCGUGAUCGGUACAGCUGACGUGAAAGAGGAGCAGAGUUGCUUAAUGCUUUGUGCUUGCGUUAUUCUGAAGUGAUCCUCGGUCCAUUCGUCUGUUCUAGUCUGACGAGGCGAGUUGCUUCCUUGUUGGUGUUUGGUACGGAUUUCUUGCUACAUCUUAAAGGAUCCAAAUGGCGCCAAACGCAACUAGUCAAGAAACUCUGGCGGCAGAAACCGCUGAAGAAUGCUUCUCUGGUGGGCCCUUACCCUUGGGUGAUGAGAGCAUUCGCGUGGAGGAUAAGAUCUACUCGGCCAAGGCCUUGGCUGAUCUCCAUCCCGGGGGUCCUUUGUUUGUCAAAUCAUUUGCCGGACGAGAUGCCUCGCAUGCCUUCUUGUCAUACCAUCGGCGACAAUUUCCACAUUCCAGAGUUAAGGAAGCGUUGGAAAAAGUGGAUCCCAAUGUGAAAGUGGAUCCUCAUGCUCAAGAUGACUUUCUGGAGCUUUGUGAGCGAGUUGAUAAGGUUUUACCAAGAAUGCAAUCCUUCGCUCCAUGGUCAUACUACCUGAAAGCCUCCUUCAUCAUGGGCGUAGCCUUGAGCCUUGAGUUCUAUAUGCAUUACACAAGCAACUAUCGAUGGUACAUCAGCGCUCUAUGUGGAUGGUUCUUUGCCCUAAUCGGUCUUAAUAUUCAGCACGAUGCCAACCAUGGCGCCCUCUCACGUCGCCCAUGGGUUAAUAGGUUUUGGGGACUGUCCCAGAACUGGAUUGGGGGGUCAACCAUCUCCUGGAUUCACCAACAUGUUGUCCAACAUCACAUCCAUACCAAUGAAAUCAAAUUGGAUCCAGACAUUGAAGGCCGAUUCGUUGUCCGCUUGAACCCGCGGAAACCUGUUCUGAAGUGGCACUUUUUGGUCGGUUGGUACCUCUCAUUCUUUUUCACACUGAGCCACAACUUUGAUGGUGUCACUCAAUUGGACAACACUGAACCGAGCAAAUCCUUGCUCUACAACCAAGUGAUUACUUCAUCCAAUGUGGCAGGAGAGUUUCUUUGCUUCUUGAAUGGAGGUCUGAACUACCAAAUUGAACAUCAUUUGUUACCCCGGAUUCAUCAUGGACACUAUCCAAAGAUUGCACCCGUAGUUAAAGAGUUUUGCCAAGAGAAAGGCAUUCCCUAUCAACAUUUUCCUACAGUGACAUCAAAUGCAUGGGCAUGUGCCAAGCAUCUCUUCGAGAUGGGAUCCCAGAAAGUCCCCAAGUCAGCCAAGCAUCUCGUCACGUCAUAAAAUGAUAAAAUUGGAGGUUUCAGAGAUUGAUUUGGAUUGAUUCAAAGGUUUGAUUUCAGUUCUGUGGAAUGAAAUUCUGCCCAGGCCAAAUCUUUGGAAGGACAUCCACGUUUGCUAUUGCGUGGGUAAAUUCUGAAAAUUAAUAAAUAAGGAAGCAAUUGA